Aedes albopictus (Asian tiger mosquito) is the source of this 771-nucleotide messenger RNA. RefSeq lists its product as uncharacterized. The transcript is spliced from 2 exons. Gene Ontology annotation, biological process: DNA integration. The record is from RefSeq and is a predicted model, not a curated record. The coding region runs from base 1 to 771 and encodes 256 amino acids. Gene Ontology annotation, molecular function: nucleic acid binding. NCBI's taxonomy places the organism in Eukaryota, Metazoa, Arthropoda, Insecta, Diptera, Culicidae.
AUGGCAAUUCGAAGGUUUCUGAGCAAACGAGGAGCACCAGACGAAUUCUUCUCCGAUAAUGGAACCAACUUCAAGGGUGCAUGCAACGAGUUAGCAAGGAUCGAUCGAGAAUGUGCGGAAGUCGUAACGACUCCAAGCAUAAAAUGGACCUUCAUUCCCCCAGCUACCCCACACAUGGGGGGUAGUUGGGAACGCAUGGUGCGGUCCGUAAAGGAGGCCUUGAAGGCUUUCAACGAUGGUCGAAAACUUACGGAUGAAAUUCUACUAACUUCGUUGGCUGAGGCAGAGGACGCAAUCAACACCCGUCCAUUGGUCUACUUACCACAGGAAGCAGCAGAAAUCGAAGCAAUAACGCCAAACCAUUUUCUUCGCGGAACUGUGAAGGAUGCUGAUUUGAAGGUGGACGUUUCUUCGGAUUUUGCAGAGGCUCUAAGAGAUGUUUACAAGCGAUCACAGUAUUUAGCAGAGCAGAUGUGGCAACGCUGGCGGAAGGAAUAUCUGCCAACCAUAAACCUACGAUCAAAAUGGGUUGAAGAUCGAAAGCAGCUCUGCGUUGGAGAUUUAGUGUUCAUUGUGAACGAUGGACACCGAAAGAAUUGGACUAGGGGAAUAGUGGAGGAAGUGUUCGUAGGUAACGAUGGUAGGGUUCGGCAGAGAUUCCUGGUAAAUCCGGAAAUUCCGGAGUGUGAGCCGGAACCGGAGUUACGGGCUGGGGUGUGCGGAAAACCACAGGGCAGUCUAGUGACAUUGACGGUCUACAUAAUAACGUAG